AUGGGUUCGGUUUUGAAUUUGGACAAGAGCUAUGAAAAUACCAAGAAAUUUGUCGUUAUCUCGACGAUGGUAUCCGUCGAGGGUCCACUCCUUGCCAUCUCGGACAACAUGUUCGUCCACAACAAUUCCAAACACGGAAGGAGGGCGAAAAGGAUAGACCCUUCGGAAGGUGAAUCAGGAGCUAACUACAGCCAUGAAGACAGCAAACGCUCCCAACCGCCGCCAUUCCUAUUCCACGAGAAGGAUUCUAAGUGGCCGCCGCUUUAUAAAAAGACACCGAGGAAGACUCUUUUCGGACGAGCCCCUGAUUCCGCCCCAAGUCUCUAUCCGCCUUUACCAGUCGCGACACCCUGCAUCAAAGCUAUCUCGCCAAGCGAAGGCUGGACAAGCGGAGGUUCGACGGUAAUUAUCAUUGGAGACAACUUCUUCGAUGGUCUUCAAGUAGUCUUCGGCACGAUGCUUGUUUGGAGUGAGCUGAUAACGUCCCACGCGAUAAGGGUGCAAACGCCGCCGCGGCACAUACCGGGAGUUGUGGAGGUCACCUUGUCUUACAAGAGCAAGCAGUUCUGCAAGGGUGCGCCAGGCCGCUUCGUAUAUGUUUCCUUAAACGAGCCAACGAUUGAUUACGGAUUUCAGCGCCUGCAAAAGCUGAUACCAAGGCAUCCAGGCGACCCGGAAAAACUUCCCAAGGAAAUAAUACUGAAAAGAGCGGCAGACUUGGCAGAAGCACUAUAUACAAUGCAGCCAAGGAACCAACAACUGACAGCUCCAAGAUCACCGACCAACAACAACAGCACGACCACCUUCAACUCCUACACAGGCCAGCUGGCGGUGACAGUACAUGAGAACAACGGUCAGUGGACGGAAGAAGAAUACACGAGGGGAGGUGCUGGAAGCGUUUCGCCAAGAGGAUACGGCUCCAGCACGAGUACGCCACACUCCAGCAACGGCGGGUACAACAACUCGACGCCGACCUACCCAACGUCUUCCCAGGCAACGUCCACCACUCCCGUCAUCUUCAACUCCUCCGCACCUAGAGUUGGAAGUCUAGUUUCUUCACCUUUCACCGGAAUGAACCCAUUCGCUCUUCCAACAUGUAAUUCACAGAGUUACAGUCCUCUGGUAUCAACACCAAAAUGAAGUCUUUUCAACUAUUGUAAAUUUUCUACCUUCUAAUUGUACAUUGUAUCAUGUAAAAAGAAAGUCUAGUCCUAUUUUUUAAUCAUGAUCCCACUUCAAAGAGUACAAAAUAUUUAUAUGCAAAAUGACCUUUCCACAAGAAUAAUAUUAGUGAAUAUAAAAAGAUAUUUAUGUAAAAUUAACUAGUCAACAACGAAUUUUCGAUUAAUUAAGAUCUAUAUUAGGGGCGACAAAUAAAUUAUAAACUUAUAAUUUAUAUUUUAAGAUUUCAGAAGACUUAAUUAGAAUUAAACAGCAAAAACUCAUGCUCGAAUGAACAAAUUUAGCUGUUAUUAUUAUUAUUAUUGCCAUUCAAUACAUAAUGCUAAAUUCAAAAGAAAAAAUAAGAAAACUAAAUCAUUCAUUUAUUGCAUUGUGAAUUCUAAUUAAUAUAUUUUCUUCAUUACAAAAUGAAAGACAUCAUUUUUGUUUAGUCUGUUGGUAAUGGUAAAAUAAAAUAUGUUGGUUAAUUCAUUAUGUUUCACAUGAAAAGAUUUAUCAAUCUUAAUCAUUUGACUUGUAGCAGGAAAUAUUAAAAUGUAAUUACU
Molecule: messenger RNA, 1727 nt
Organism: Nezara viridula (southern green stink bug)
Lineage: Eukaryota; Metazoa; Arthropoda; Insecta; Hemiptera; Pentatomidae
Source: the annotation of a GenBank genome assembly